This is a messenger RNA of Ostreobium quekettii, 1296 nucleotides long. The record is from the annotation of a GenBank genome assembly. NCBI's taxonomy places the organism in Eukaryota, Viridiplantae, Chlorophyta, Ulvophyceae, Bryopsidales, Ostreobiaceae.
AUGGCGCCGCGGGCCGGUGCCGCGAGGUGGCUGGCGGUCUGCGCGCUGGUGGCGUCCCUGGGCGUGCACUCGGAAGCCCGCCACGCGCUGGGAGGCGCGGACGGGGCGGGAGGGGGCCGAGAGCUGUUGCAGUUUGGGUUCUGCCCGCCGGAGGUGGGGACGGAGGCGUUCGACUUCCUGCUGACCCGCACGACGUUCUCACACCCUGAAGUGGGAGGGGGAAAGCUGGACUACUGCACGUCGCCCGGCGUCGGCUGCGGCAAGCCCGCAGCGGAUGCCUUCUGCGUCAGCAGGGGCUUCGCGUCGGCAGAGUCGUUCUUCAAAUGGCGUUUCGCCAUCCGAGACUGCGGGACGACGGUGACCAUCGGGAGCGGAGAAUCCUGCUCGGAAUCUUCUUGCGAGGGUUUUAGAAUCAUCGUGUGCAGACAAGGUGGCGGCGCGGACACCACGGAGCCUGCCCUGGCGGCCUCAGACGCCGUGGCAGCGGCGCCAGGGCCGUCGGACUUGGGCCCCCUCGCUCAGGGCCCCGCGGGGGAACUGCUCAACGGCACAUCCCCGGGUCUCGACGAGCUCCCAGCCGCGGGCUCUCCUCCAAGGAGGCCUGGCUCCGGCACGCCAGCCUCGCUGCAGCCUCCUCCGAAGCCCAGGGAGCUGCCCACGGCAUUUGCACUUGCGCCCGCGCCGGUGCCCGGCCCCACGGAGACGCCCACCGUGGGCGCUGUGACCACGCCUUCGCUCCCGCCCCCUCCCAAGCGGCCCACGGCGGCGGAGCCGCCUGAUGAGGAGCCUGAAGAGGAGGAGAAGCCGGCCAAGAAGGGGAAGGGAGGAAAGAAGGGGAGGAAGGGCAAGGACACAAGCGAGGCGUUCGUCCUCCGUCUUGACGAGACAUCGUGCUCCGAGGCCGGCAUUCUGGGCGCUUUCUCCGCAGCGAAUUCCGCUUGCCUAGAAUUGUCGUUCAAAUGCACAGCCGGCCAGGAUGGAGGCCGAAGAAGGAGCCUGAAAUCGGUUCUGGAGUCCAACAUGGGGCUCGGUGCCAUGGACGCUCAACGGCCUCACCAACUGCGCGGAUUGCUGCAAAGGAGGCGGGUGAAGGCGUGCAAGGACAAUUUCAUGGAAUCGUGCCUGACCACGGCGUCCCAGCAGACGCAAAAAAUCAUGGGCACCUGCCAGGAUCUGCUGCUCAAUGGGCCCAUGGAACCCGUUCCCGGCUGCUCGUCGUUCACGGAAGUGGAGAGAAUCUUCAAUGCGGGCAUCAGCACCCUGUGCGCGGAAAGCCUGGAUGACGUCCUCCCCUAA